Hippoglossus stenolepis (Pacific halibut) is the source of this 1620-nucleotide messenger RNA. RefSeq lists its product as uncharacterized. Bases 31 to 783 code for a protein of 250 amino acids. The record is from RefSeq and is a predicted model, not a curated record. NCBI's taxonomy places the organism in Eukaryota, Metazoa, Chordata, Actinopteri, Pleuronectiformes, Pleuronectidae. The transcript is spliced from 6 exons.
GUCAGCCCUUUAGACAUCAACCAAGGAAUCAUGAGAUCACCCACAAGUGUUCAAGCUACAGACAUGGACUGGCUGUUUUGCUUUUCUCUCAUGCUCACUCACCUGCUGCUAACAGACAGCUCAGAGAAUACAGAAAUCUGCUUAUCACAGCCACAUAGGGAGACCUGGAGGGAAACAGAACAAGAGGUUGUUCUGCGUUGUACUGUCAGUUCUCACUGCUCACAAGAAAGCUUUAAUUAUAUGUGGAUUGUUUUCAAAGAAGACUCCCACUUUCCUCUCAAACUGAAUGGGAUUCCACCCAAAUACAGCCUGGACGGAGCAUCUUUACGCAUCAAGCCACUUAAUAUUAAUGACACCGGGAUCUACUACUGUGCUGCAGUGAGGUCUGGAAACCCAGCAAAUGGCUCACAGCAUGUAGGGCUGGGUACGGCUCUUACAGUGACAGGACAUGUUAAAACUUUGGCAAGGCACAUUCUUCUGUGGUUGUCAUUUGUCCUCCUGGUCAUCUACAGCACGGCAAUCGUGACGCUUAUCAUUUUUAAAAAGCAUGGCUGCAACAUGACCUGCUGCAGAAGGAUGGGCAAAAUCGACAAGCAAAACGACUCAACUAAAAAAACAAGAUUCCGCAGUGUGCUGCAAGAAUUGAACAACAGAAGGGAUUUGGAAAGAAGCGAACACGCUUCAGGCCAAAACGGUUCACAAAUUGAGCCAGCAAGUCCUGACAUCAAAAGCUCAACUGAUGACAUCUAUCAAAAUAUCAACGGAGUUGGUCAAGUAUGUUGAAUGACAGAGUCAGACCUCCAUCAUCAGAGAAGAUUUCCACAGCCACGUAACACCUGACAGGAGGACACUCAUGUGACUGAGGAAAUUAACACAUCAGCAGAGGAUGCAAGUUGGUUCCAUGAUGGGUCACUUUUAUUUUCUUUAAUGAAAUGAGAUAUACACACCUCAACAAAAGGCACUGUUCCUCUCCUCUCUCGUUUUUCAGUUUUAGAUGUGUUCUUACGGCAUUUAUAGUUCUGCAUUAUAUUUAUUAUUAUAUUUAUACAUUCUGCUGGUAGUUAUACAUUUUGUAACACAUUCAACAUCAGUCAGUGUUUACCUGUGAUAAACAGGAAAAUCUAGUUCAGUUCACAAAUGCUUCUCAUAUAACUGGAGUGUCUUACAUACAUUUAGGAUAAUAACCCAUUUAAAGGGGGAAACAGCACUACAGUUUUAUGCCUCUGGAAACCAGUGCAGUUUCAGUCAACAUCUUUUUUUUUUUUUUUACAAACUCAUGAGGUUACUGUGACCUUUGAACACCAACACCUACUCAGUAAAUCCUUGAAUCCAAGUGAAGAUUUGUGCCAAAUUUGAAAAGAUUCUCUCUUCUUAAGAUAAUGUAUUAAUGAGACAAAAAAUGGUUUUCUGAGGUCACAGUGGCCUUCACCUUUGACCGCUUGAUCAGGUCAUGCUGAAGUCCGAGUGACUGUUUGUGAAGUAAUGAAAAUUCCAAAUGGGUGUUCCUGAUAUAUCAUGUUCACAAGAACAAAAAGGUCACUGUGAUAUUGACCUUUGACCUUUUAUCUUUGAGUCAAAGUGAAUGUUUGUACCAAAUCUGAAUAAAUUCGCUCAACACGU